This is a messenger RNA of Dryobates pubescens (Downy woodpecker), 2231 nucleotides long. RefSeq names its product tropomyosin 2 (gene TPM2). NCBI's taxonomy places the organism in Eukaryota, Metazoa, Chordata, Aves, Piciformes, Picidae. Bases 108 to 959 code for a protein of 283 amino acids. The record is from RefSeq and is a predicted model, not a curated record. Gene Ontology annotation, molecular function: actin filament binding. The transcript is spliced from 9 exons. Gene Ontology annotation, cellular component: actin filament. Gene Ontology annotation, biological process: muscle contraction; actin filament organization.
GGGAGGCUCAGUGCCGGUGCUCCAGCUGCCCCCGGUACUCCCGCCGCCUCCGGUGCUUCGCACUCCACUGCUGUCGACCCAAGCCUCGCCGCUGUCCCACCGCCACCAUGGAGGCCAUCAAGAAGAAGAUGCAGAUGCUGAAAUUGGACAAGGAGAAUGCCAUCGAUCGCGCCGAGCAAGCAGAGGCCGACAAAAAGCAGGCAGAGGACCGCUGCAAGCAGCUGGAGGAGGAACAGCAGGGCCUGCAGAAGAAACUGAAAGGCACUGAGGAUGAAGUGGAGAAGUACUCCGAGUCUGUCAAGGAGGCCCAGGAGAAGCUGGAGCAGGCGGAGAAGAAAGCUACAGACGCUGAGGCUGAAGUGGCUUCUCUGAACCGCCGUAUCCAGCUGGUAGAGGAGGAGCUGGACCGAGCCCAGGAGCGCCUGGCCACCGCCCUGCAGAAGCUGGAGGAGGCUGAGAAGGCAGCUGAUGAGAGCGAGAGAGGCAUGAAGGUCAUUGAAAACAGAGCCAUGAAAGAUGAGGAGAAAAUGGAGCUCCAGGAAAUGCAGCUGAAGGAAGCGAAGCACAUAGCAGAGGAGGCUGACCGCAAAUAUGAGGAGGUUGCCCGCAAGCUGGUUGUCCUUGAGGGAGAGCUGGAGCGCUCGGAGGAGAGGGCAGAGGUGGCAGAGAGCCGAGUGAGACAGUUGGAAGAAGAGCUGCGGACCAUGGACCAGAGUCUCAAAUCCCUCAUUGCCUCAGAAGAAGAGUAUUCCACCAAGGAGGACAAGUAUGAGGAGGAAAUUAAGCUUCUUGGGGAAAAACUGAAGGAGGCAGAGACCAGGGCGGAGUUUGCAGAGAGGUCUGUGGCGAAGCUGGAGAAAACCAUUGAUGAUCUAGAAGAGCGCUCCAGGCGGGAGGCCGAGAAAACCCGCAUUCUCACUAACGAGCUGCGGGUCAUUCUUACCGAGCUUAACAACUGAGCUGCCCAAAGCUCCUGGCCCUAGCCCCGCCCCCCUGCCCCACUUUGACCAGGGUGACUAAGGGGUGGGAGCCCCUGUCUGCUUCCUGCCAGGGCUAGAUGGGGUGUGGAGCCUUUGCUUAUCCCCCUUCAGGUAACCACCCUGCCUGGAUGGGACAGGGAGCCCCUCUGGAGCUGAUUGUAGGGUCCCUGCAGGGUCCUGGGAGGGCUGGGAUAGGCGGUGAGGAUCCAACAACACCCACUGAUCCAAACUUGGGGUAGGAGACUGGGAAGAGCCCAGCAGAGGGUGCUGGGAGAUGGGGCUGGGAGGGCAGAACUCAUGUUCCAUCCCUGUCUCUGGAGCAAAGGAGAAUGGCAUUUGGAAGUGAGCGCUGGAAGAAGCUGCUUUGGCAGCAGACUGUCUGGCAGAGCUUGUCCCUGCAGCCUCAUUAUCUCUGCUCCGUCUCUCUGGUGUCAUUUCUGACCACUCUCCUGGGCUGCUAUCUCUCUCCUUUUCUUAAUGGAGCACUGCUGGGUCAUGCAGCAGGCACUGACUCUCCUCUUUUGCUGGCCAAGGGUUUGUACAUGUGCCCACAGUCUGCCAGUGGUGAUACCCAAGGGCAAGACAUGCUGGUGGCUGGUCAAUGAAUGGUACUUGCCAGCAGUAUCUGCAUUGUGGAAGGCCUGGCCAUGGGCAACAGGGCACCAUAAAGGAUGGAGAUGCUGAAGAGUGGCAUGAGGACCACCUACUCCAGUGACUGUCUUGGCUGCCCUAGCAGGUUUUUGGAGCAGCUGGGCCCAUCCCUGCCAGUGAAGGGGCUGCUUGUGUAGACUCUGCUCUGCAGGGAUGCCCAGCUCAGCUGGAGGAUGUUGCCAUACUGAAACGUCCAUCUGUGUGCAUGUGUUUGUGCUUGGUGUGGUGUGCCUGGGUCUGGCUGCCCCUGGGUACACUUGGGCUGUGUCUGUGUGUGUGGAUGGGUGUCCUUGUAUUCACAGAGAGUCUGGCCAGUGCCAAAGAGGAGAAUGUGGGCAUCCACCAGGUCCUGGAUCAGACCUUGUUGGAGCUGAACAACCUCUGAGCUGCCCGGGGGAGCAGAGUUCCUCUUCCCUACCCCACAUGUGCACCCCACUGGCAUGCUCAGGACAUCAUCAGCUGAAUUGCAUCUUGGCCAAAUCCACACAUCCAUUGAGAAGGGAAGCCCUGCCAGCCUUACACUAUGGCUCAGGGGCAUCUUGUCUGUGCACAGCCUGACUGCCUCUGUCCUGUCUUCAUGUCCAAAUAUUAAAGCAGUUU